AUGUCGCAGGGAAUUUCUCUAGUCACUAUCGGUACGUUUUACAGUUUGAAGCCGCAAAGAAAAAUCUUGAAAUCGUUUCAGCCGCGGUGAUAAUCGCCGUCGGAAUUGCAAUUGGUUCGCUCGUCCUGAACAUCAUCAUCCUCAACAAUGUUAACGAUCUCACUACUACCGUAAACAAUAACCCUGUUUGGCACUAUACUCCGUCUCCUCAAGUCAACUCGUCAACUGGCAAUGUGAACAACAAUGCUGCCUACAAACAAGCUGCCGCCUAUCUGCUGAACGGACUUGACGACACAGUCGAUCCGUGCCAAGACUUUUACGCGUUCACUUGCAACAAGGUACGUCAAAUAGAACUCUUUCCGGCUUCUUUCUAUGUUCUCAAUUUACAGUUCCUCCAAAGCACCGACCUCCAAAAGCUGCAAAGAAGCCGUCUGGGAACUUAUGACCAAGCUCAAAUCGACGUGUACUCUGAAAUUAUUUCUGCUCUCGACAGUGUCGACGUUACUAACGAGGCAACCUCCAAGACAGAGCGGAUUACCAAAGCGGUAAGCGGCUGUUUCGUCAUAUUGUUCUUAUGAUAUGCACAUUCCAUGAUGAUUUAGUGACUUAUUUUAGUGAUGACUAAGAAAAAUCAUUAUCUCGGUUAGUCAGUUGGCACUCAAUUAAUCACCGCUUUGAAACUGUUUUAUAUGAUAAGGAGUCAGCAACUACCUCAUAAAAUUUCAAACUUAAUAUUUGCAGGCGUUUGAUUCGUGCAAGAACUACUUAGGGAACCCGCCAGAUAGGACACAGACCGUAUAUGCCGAGAUCAAAGAUUUGUAAGGCUAGGGAGAUUCUUUUUAUGUGUGUAUGGGCUGGUCAUUUUUCAGGUUCGGAGGAGUUCCAUUCUUCGGAGAAUCGUUGAAGACCAACUUGGAUUACUGGGAUGUGGCUGGACAGAUUGAGCAGAAGCACGCUGUCGGAACUCUUACCUACACCAUUGGUUCUUCCGACUACAAGGACCACACUCAGAAUGCCCUCUAUACUGGACCGGUUGGGUUGAGUGUCGGAUUCAUUGAAAAUAAGAAACGGUUUUCAGCCAGAGCUCACUCUCGCCAGAGAUUUCUAUGUGAAGCCGCAGUAUAUUGCGGAGGUGAACGGCCGCGUCGACGAUAUCAACUAUCUUCUCACCACAUUCGCUUCUGCCGUUGGAAAGAACGUCGGUGCCGAUGCUCUUCUUGCCGCUGCUCAAGAAGUUGUCAACUUCGAGGUCCAAAUCGCAAUGGCUUCCUGGCCGGAUGACUUGUUGAGGUUUGCAACAUUUCUCGUCUUUUUAUCAGUAUGUGCCGCAAAGAACGAUUCAAUUCCAGAUUAGAAAGAAGGACAGGUUAAACUCGAAACUUUCAGAAACUAUCAACAACAGUACAAUCCUUACAACAUUGCCAGCGCCACUACCGCCUACGGAGCCAUCAACUGGAAGUCGUACCUUGGACAACUGUUCAAUGGAGUUAGCGAUGCUACCGCACAGUCUAACUACAAUGUAUUUCACAGCAAAAGAUGCUUCAGUUUUGUUUUCGGUUUUUGCAGAUUGUUGUCACGGAGCCGUCCUACUUCGCAUGGCUGAACAGCGUGUUUGCCGGUCAGAUCUCAAACCAGACCGUUGUUGCCAACUAUAUGAUUGCUCAACUUCUGUCCGAUGAGUCUGAUUUCCUGAACCCUGCCACGUCGAGAGCCGCAUCCAAGAUGAACUACAUCCAUUAUGCCCUCAGACACGGUCGUGGAAUCAGGAGGUGAUCAAUCAAACACGUCUACUUCUUAUCAGUUUUUGUGUUGCUUGCAGACUCGGAAGAAGAGACUACAGAAAGAUGGAUUUGGAUGGCAUUUCUCAAGGUUGCAUGGAUCUGCUGACCGCUUACAUGCCUUAUGGAACUGGAUACGUCUACGUCAAGUCUAAAGACCAGAAGUACUCCGUUCAGAGUGACGUCAGGAAUCAGACUAACUUGAUUAUCAGCAACUUCCAAGUGAGUCACGGAACAAGAUAUUUUGCUAGUUUUAAUGAUUCUAGGAAAUGAUUAAUUCUCUCGAGUGGAUGGAUGAUUUCAGCAAGAAUCGUGCGCACAACAAAUGUAAAUUUAGAGAAAAGCCGUUCACUUUAUUUAAACGUUCCUUGUUUUCAGCUGAUAGUUUGGUCAAGAACUACGGAUGGCCUGAGACCCUUUUCGGUGAUUUCAAAGACUUCAGCGUCAUCGAUGCCUACAAUCAGGAUUACGCGUCCAUCAUUGAUAUCUACAAAAAAGACAAAUCCAACAUUUACGACAUUUUCUCCGUUUUGAAGAAGGGAAUGGAAGUCCGAGAGCUCUUCAGAAUAUUGACUGAACCAGCGAAGAGGUGAGUGAUUCAAUCACAAAAAAAUAAGCUAAUCGGAUUGGUUUUCAGAGAGAACUUCCUGCAAUCUCCGGCAAUGGUGAAUGCCUGGUAUCAACCGGAAAGAAACUCGAUCACUUUCCCAUACGCCGCCUGGAAUCCACCGUACUACAACUUCGACUACCCGCAAGCUUACAACUUUGCCGGACAAGGAGGAACUGGAGGACACGAGCUGACCCACGGUUACGAUGACGAGGGAGUGCAGUUCGGAUUCAAUGGAGAGCUGACCGAUUGUGCGUGGAACAAGUGCGGAUGGAUGGACUCAAACUCUUCCGCCGGUUUCAUUGACAUGGCUCAAUGCGUCGUCACGCAGUUCAGCACUCAAUGUUGCCCCGAAAAGACCGGAAAUGUGCACUGUGCCAACGGAGCCACCACUCAAGGAGAGAACAUUGCUGACUUGGGAGGACAACAGGCCGCCUACAGAGCCUACAGACAGUACAUUGCUACCACUAGAAGCGGAGUCGAGGAGGACAGACUUCCGGGUCUGGAGAGUUACACUCCAAACCAGAUCUUCUGGAUCACCUACGGAUACUCCUGGUGCAUGAAACAAACGGAUGCCAACUUGGUUCAUCAGGUAAGUGACCCCCGCCCCAAUCUGUUUCGUACUAACUAACUCGUCAGUUGCUCACCAAUCCACACUCUCCUGCUCAGUGCAGAACUAACCAAGUCAUGCAGGAUAUUCCGGAAUUCGGAAAAGAUUUUGGAUGCGCCCGUGGAACCCCGAUGUAUCCAGAACCAUCGGGACGGUGUAAGGUUUGGGUAGGACAGUAA
Caenorhabditis sp. 36 PRJEB53466 is the source of this 3174-nucleotide messenger RNA. The record is from the annotation of a GenBank genome assembly. NCBI's taxonomy places the organism in Eukaryota, Metazoa, Nematoda, Chromadorea, Rhabditida, Rhabditidae.